Bacidia gigantensis is the source of this 732-nucleotide messenger RNA. RefSeq lists its product as uncharacterized. Lineage: Eukaryota; Fungi; Ascomycota; Lecanoromycetes; Lecanorales; Ramalinaceae. Gene Ontology annotation, biological process: phosphorelay signal transduction system. The transcript has a single exon. The record is from RefSeq and is a predicted model, not a curated record. The coding region runs from base 1 to 732 and encodes 243 amino acids.
AUGGCGCAUAUUCUUGUUGUGGAUGAUGAAGCGAAUAUUCGCAUGACCGUGCGGCUGGCAUUGCAGCAUAGCGGGCAUACGGUCGAAACGGCAGCGGAUGGCCCGGAAGCUCUGGAAAAAUUUGGUCUUGGCGGCGGGUGGGACCUGGUGCUGCUGGACCAGCGGAUGCCGGGAAUGGAGGGGCUGGACGUUCUGCGACAGAUGCGCGGACACGCUCCAAAAGCCAGGAUUAUCAUGGCAACCGCGUUUGGCACGAUUGAUCUAGCGGUAGAAGCGAUGAAAUCCGGCGCGACCGAUUUCCUCCGCAAGCCGUUCACGCUGGAAACACUGCGUGGCGCGGUCGAAGCCGUUCUGGAACCCCCGGUGGCAGCGUCUCCCAGCGGAAUAACGUUCGGCUCUACGACGAUUAAUGGCUACCGUAUCACGUUUCAGGCUGAUGCGGGACAGAAAAUGGGCGGCGGAUUUCAGCAGCCAUUUACGGUGCGCGAUCCGCUUGGCGCGGAGCAAACGUGCAGGGUGGCGUUGCCGGUAGUGUUUGUUGAACUGGUUAAGGCGCACACCGACCGCGAACAGAUGCCGGGAGGAGAUCGUUUCUGGCAAGCCAUUUGCGAGGAAUGGCUUGCGAAUUAUCUGUGGCAAAACGCGGCUUUUCCUGAAGGAGUUCUGCGCGUCGAGGAGUAUACCACCGGGCUGCGCCGUUUCGUCGAGACUUCGCUUUCCGCGCAAAAUUGA